Siniperca chuatsi (mandarin fish) is the source of this 5240-nucleotide messenger RNA. RefSeq names its product Rab interacting lysosomal protein-like 1 (gene rilpl1). The record is from RefSeq and is a predicted model, not a curated record. Lineage: Eukaryota; Metazoa; Chordata; Actinopteri; Centrarchiformes; Sinipercidae. Gene Ontology annotation, biological process: cilium assembly. The transcript is spliced from 9 exons. Gene Ontology annotation, cellular component: ciliary basal body; cytoplasm. The coding region runs from base 290 to 1711 and encodes 473 amino acids. Gene Ontology annotation, molecular function: protein dimerization activity.
CUAAGUUUUAACAUGGCGUAGUUGACAAUGGUGGCCGCUAGCUUCCAGGAGGGACAGCAGCCGAUAUUUAUCCCAAACAAAUCAAACCAAAGCCCGGGGUCAGCCGUUAGUGAUGGAUGAGCGAUAGUUCCGGUGUUUUAUGUUGUUUUACGGUGUAUUGGAUUACAGGUUUUAACGAUAAAGCGGUAGAGUUUAGCUAACUUAGCAGAAUUGUUCUGCCGGGGGAAGGAAGUUUGCUGUGGCGGAGGAAAGCAUAAUAGGAAACCGGGGAGGGCCAGAAUAUCCCGACAUGGAGGACUCCGGCUCGGCCCUGGAGAAAAAUGUGGCGGACCUCACGGUGAUGGACGUGUAUGACAUCGCCGCGGUGGUGGGCCAGGAGUUCGAGCGGAUCAUAGACCAGUACGGCUGCGAGGCUCUGUCCAGGCUGAUGCCCAAAGUGGUGCGGGUGCUGGAGAUCCUGGAGGUGAUGGUGAGCCGCAACAGCAUCAGCCCGGAGACCGAGGAGCUGCGGCUGGAGCUGGACAAGCUGCGGCUGGAGCGGCUAGACCGGCUGGAGAAGGAGAAGAAGCACAGAAAGGAGCUGGAGCUGGUGGAGGACGUAUGGAGAGGAGAAGCUCAGGACCUGCUCUCCCAGAUCGCUCAACUGCAGGAGGAGAACAAAAGCCUCCUCACCAACAUGUCCAUCAAAGACCCCAUGAGUGAGGAGGACCUGCAGAGGCAUGAGGGUAUGACGGAGAGAGAGAGGCAGGUGAUGAAGAAGCUUAAAGAAGUGGUGGACAAGCAGAGAGAUGAGAUUCGAGCAAAGGACCGUGAGCUCACGCUGAAAAACGAGGACAUAGAAGCACUCCAGCAGCAGCAGUCUCGCCUUAUGAAAAUCAACCACGACCUACGCCAUAAAAUCUCUGUGGUGGAGGCGCAAGGGAAAGCACUGAUUGAACAGAAGGUGGAACUGGAGGCCGGUGCUCAGGCGCGGGGGCAGGAAGUCAGUGCCCUUCGGCAGGAAGUUACACGCUUGAGGGAACGACUUCAAGGUGACCUGCCUGCCCAUAACCCCGAGGAACCCCCACCUCAGCCCCCCUCACCUGCAGAGCAUGGUAAAGCUGCUACAGUGGUUGUGGAGGCUGAGGGCUGGUCAGACAGACCUGACCCCUCUGAGCUGAUGUUUGGUGGGUUUGAUCCUUCCCCACGACCCCUGCCAGGUUCCCUCAGCCCAGAGGGACACGAGGAUGGGGACGAGGAGGCUGAGGACGAGGCAGUGUUGCUCUGGGAGGCGAUGUGCGAUGAGGACAUGCCUGCUGUGUUCCAAUAUUUUACCAAGGAGGCGUUGUGCGAGGAGGAGUCGGGAGCCCUGGACCCAAAGGACCCCAACCGGCCCCGGUUCACCCUGCAGGAGCUGAGGGAUGUCCUCCACGAGAGGAACGAGCUCAAGGCCAAAGUCUUCCUGCUGCAGGAGGAGCUGGCCUACUACAAAAGUGAUGAGACAGAAGAUGAGAUUGGUACUCCUUCUCCUUCUCCCUCACCUGAACUGAGGACUCGCUCCCGUUCUUCUGCCCAGCCAGAGUCAGGAAUCAAACGCCUGUUUAGUUUCUUCUCCCGUGACAAGCAGCGGAGCUCGCAGCGGAGCUCGCAGUUUGACAUCGGCUUCGGCUCGUGGGCAGGGAAAGACGACGUGUACACAGAACAAGCCCAGGAGGCGUUACAGCACAUGUAGCUGCACCUGGACGGGAUUUGUCGAGGUUACUCAAAACUCUUAACACUCCAUGUCCAUCUCUCGAAGCCAGCUUGUGAAGCGUCGAUCACACACCAAACCACUAGUGACUCACACUGCUACUGAAAUAUCAUGUGCUUGAGGUGAGAAGGCCGACAGAAAGAAGAGUGAACGGAUCACCUUGAAUGAGGCUCCAGCUUAGAUAAAGAAAUUCAUAAAAUCCUCUAAAAAAAAGAAGUUUAUUUAAACACCUGAAAACUAUACUGAAUAUCUCAGUGAGCACAUACAAACUUCACUGUACAACAACUGCUAGAAAACGUGUUGGUGCCUGAAGGGUUUUACAGAAUCAGACACGAUGAUCUGUAGAGGAGAGGGUAAACUCAAGUUGUAUGAUGGGAAACGGAAAGUUGUCGCAAUCCAAGUGGUUAAUGAUAUGUUGGUAAAAGGGCAAAAUGAACGUAAGUGGGUGAAAAGUACUACGGAGAUGAAGGCUUGGGACACAAAAGUGUGCUGUAAAUGUUUUGUCUAAAAAAGACUUAAUGAAAAUGGGUUUUAACGGGUUCGCUUUUUGAUGAAAGAUGACGGUUUUAUAUUACGAUCCCCGUAGAAAAUAAAAGGCAAAGCUGCAAAGAAAACAUAACAAUCACUGCAGUUUUUCACUUUCUGAUCAUGAGAUUUAUUCUCAAAAUGAGAGCAACACUUUUGUGUCCCAUAAAAUUUUUUUUGUCUGUCCUUGUUCAUGUGGGCAACUAGUAGGUUCAUCACCAGCAUUUUAAAAAUUCAGACUAUCCAGCUCUACAAAUCUAAAGGCGUUGUGUAUAAAAUGUUGCAUAGAAUCACAAUUUAACAGCUGCGUACAGAAAACGAUAAAAACACUUACAAAUGCUUUUAUUUAUAAAAUACGUCACGCAAAAUACAGUAAGUAUAGAAGUAAGUAUGGAAGCCCAUUUCUGCCAAGAAAAGAAACAAAAUACAUAAAGUGUAAAAUACUCAUGGUACGUCAAAAUGAUGAGAUAAAUUAUGACUUUAUAGUAAGUCAAAAUUUUGACUUAAUUUUUACUUUCUAUCUCAAUUGUAACUUAGUAUGUCGUUUUUCUUUACUUAAGUCAUAGUUUUGACUUAGUAACUCAUAAUACUGACUUAGUAACUCAUAGUUUUGACUUACCAAGUCAAAACUAUGAGUUACUAAGUCAGUAUUAUGAUAUACAGUAGUAUCUUAAAAUAUUGACUCAGUAAGUCAUCAAUGUUUUGACUUAGUAUAAUUUGUAUUUACCAAGUCAAAACUUUGAUGACUUACUGAGUCAAUAUUCUGAGACAGUAUCUCAUCAUUUAGAUUUUUAAUAAUAAUAAUAGUAACUCAUCAUAGUUAAUUUACUAUGUCAUAAUUUUGACCCUGAAUAUUUUUAUUUUUAUCAUGCAUAACUCAUCAUCUGUUUGUCUUCUGUUCCCGGCGGAAAUGGGCUUCCAUAAGUAGGUGUGCGCUUCUCUCUAACUCGGUUAUUACGAAAUAUCCACCAUCCAGAGCCACAAAACACCUGCCUCACAAAGUCUGUUUUUAAUUCCAACAGUGCCAAAGUGUGUCACUGCACAUCAUGAAUAUAUUCAAACCUACAACAGCAAUUUCAGUAUCACCAGCUGAACCAAAGCAGGUUAUAACACAUGACUGUCCUCUUUGGUAAUUAAGCAAACAGAUGCAGUAUAUCGGGGGAAAACGUUACUCAACAGCUUGAUUUUAUGAUCAGAUACCUCAUAGCCUUUGAGCACUCCAGGACGCAGUAUAGCUAGAUUUUACAAAAGCAGCAUUGUCAGUAUUAAACUCCUGUGUGAGACUUUACCUCUUAAUUUGUGUUUUUAAUAUAACUGAGGAUAAACACAUUGAUUUUAAUUGUCCUGCCUGUAUUUGAAGGAGAGACUUGGACCUGAUCAGAGCAUCCUUAAAAGGAUCAGUCUGGUGUUAUUCCAUAUUUUUCAUAUUGUCAACAAAUCCCAUGAACACACACACACUGUAGUUUAUUUUGACUCAAUCCCACACACACCGUCCUGCUGCCCCAAACACUCACUAGAGCACCAAAUGUGUAUCAAUCCGCCGCUGAAAAUAGUCCCCAACAAAUGCGCUAUUCCCUCCUGUUUGUUUGAUAAAAACUACAGCGAGCAGCUGUUUUAAGAAAUGAUUUUGCGUUAUUUAAAAAGGAAUCCAUUUUUAAAGAUUUACGUCUUCAGUAGGAACUAAUGGGCUUAGGGCUGAGAGCCACAGACAGGAAGUCAGAAAGUACUGAGAAACAACCUUACACGUUGUUGGUUUUGGUCUUUUCAUGAGAUUUGUUGACAAUAAGUAGAAUAUAGAAAAACACCAGCCUUAUCCUUAAAUCAUGUGCGUCUUCCCAUAAGUUUGGCAUGUAUAUGAGCCAGAACUUAUUUAAAAAACCAUGAGGUAAAUCUUUUGUAGGAUGAUAAAGGAAAACUGAACUAAAGAACAUUUGGAAAAUGUUCAUAGUAACGUUCUGCAAGUUUUGCCACUAAGCAAGGCAACAUUCAAUUUUUUUUGUUUUUUGUAAACCUACCUUUAUCGUUUUGUCAGUACCCUAUUCUACACCCUAAAUAUCUAACUUUCAGUUAACAAAUCCCAUGUACAUCAUGUAAAAAAUACACAGCAAUAUGCACUUGCAAAUUCAGGUUUGUUAAAUGAGGUGUGUACGCGUUGACUUGUGUUUUUAUGCAUCAUUGAUACAAGGCCUCAAAUAUAAACAUGGUUUCAAAGCUAUGUUGUGAAAGUGCACAGCGGAAGAAAAACAGCAUAUCAUUUGAAUACAGCGUAAAAUCAUGAAGUUACAUCACGCGUAACAUUUAAAUAUUCCUCAGAUUGAGCUAUGGAGACUGCUGAGAAGUUAGAAAUGACAGAAUCAGAUUGUGGUUUCUAAAAUGGUGAAAACUAAGUGAAUAAAGCUGAAGUGCCAAGUGUGGUUUAUAUUUUUUAAAAAGGCUAAUCGGCGGUUGCCGCUUAUGCUUUUACAGCUUGCCUUGACGCUUUAAACAAUGACUGAUGUCUUCACCCCUGAGAGGCAGUGAAUAAGCUGUGGUGUGUUUAAAAGUAGUGGCACUUUAUCUUCAUUUAUACUCACCCAGCAAGGUGGAAUAAAUGAAUCUAAAAUGAGAUGAACACCGUAAUGAGGCUAAAAAUGAAUGCGAGUCAACGAGUGUCAAAGCAGCUACCCGUGUUUCACAUCUUCACAGACAAAAUAAUGAUAUUUAUUGCAAGAGGGCAUAAUUUUCUAGACUGCAUCUCGAAGUCAAAGGGAUCUGGACAAUUUUGGCAUGAACAUUGUGAAACAUUAAAAAGGGAAAUCUCAGACAACCUUUCCAAAUGCUCACUCCAGUUCUUCAGCUCAUUAAGUCAGUGUUGAUCACCAUCUCUUAUGUGUUUCCCUGAUUAAAAUGGAUAUUUAAAAGAUAUAAUGAAUGGAUCAGUGCUUUAUUAAAUGAGCUGGCUUUUAUUCAAACAUGUCUUCUCAAUAAUAAACAAUUAUGUAAUGUU